Molecule: messenger RNA, 6305 nt
Organism: Arachis stenosperma
Lineage: Eukaryota; Viridiplantae; Streptophyta; Magnoliopsida; Fabales; Fabaceae
Product: DDB1- and CUL4-associated factor homolog 1
Exons: 14
Coding region: 360-6224 (1954 amino acids)
Biological process (GO): protein ubiquitination
Cellular component (GO): nucleus; Cul4-RING E3 ubiquitin ligase complex
Molecular function (GO): protein binding
Source: RefSeq, a predicted model, not a curated record
UCUUUUUUCUUUCUUUCUUUCUUCCUUGCUUCUUCUUCUUCUCCUGCUGUAACUCCCCAACAACACAAAAACCUCAAUAACACAAACCACACCCUAUCUCUCCCUUUAUAUUAACAACACCAGAUCACUAAUAUUAAUAAUUAUAAUAAUUAAUCACCGAGUGGAUCAAAGGGUUCCUUCGGAGCAAAUAAAUUUUCGCACGGGCUGGGGACAUGAUGAGAGCAGCAAACAUGGCUCUGGAAUGUGUACCUUAUCACCCUAACUACUAGCUAUAGAUCAGGAGAGGAAAGAGCCCUCGGUUUUUCUUUUCUUUUUAAUUUUUUCAUUUGCACUUUUCUACACUCUUUUUGAUAAACUCCAUGGAGGACCAAGCGAAUCAGAACCAAGGCCAAGGUCCUCCACCGCCGCAGCCUCCACCACUUCCGGCGCCGGAAUCUGAACCACCGGUGGAGGAGGAGGAAGAGGAUGAAGAAGACGAUUCCAAGAAAGAGGAGGAGGAACUUGUCGCCAAGGUUAACAGGCUCAUGGAGAAGAUUAUUUCUGCGCCCGAUAACCCUAAGCCCGCGGUUCUCCAUGCCCUGGCCUCUAUCCUCGAAACGCAAGAGUCACGAUACAUGGAAGAGAAUGGUUAUUCUUCUUCAAGUAAUGCCCGUGCUGCCCAUAACAUUGGGCGCCUUGGGAGCUUAAUUCGGGAAAAUGACGAGUUCUUUGAGUUGAUAUCUUCGAAGUUUCUGGCAGAAUCGACGUACUCAACUGCCGUUCAAGCUGCCACUUGUAGACUUCUCUUAUGCUGUUCACUGACUUGGAUUUAUCCUCAUGUUUUUGACGAACCUGUACUGGACUGCAUCAAAGAGUGGGUGCUGGAUGAUAAUGGUAGACUAUCUGCUGAAGAGCAAAAUCUGAAGCAUAACUCUGGGAGAAGGGAUGCCUCAGAUUCUGAAAUGUUGAAAACCUAUUCAACAGGAGUUCUUGCUGUGUGUUUGGUUAGCGGAGGUCAAGUUGUGGAGGAUGUAUUGACAUCUGGAUUGUCAGCUAAGCUCAUGCGUUAUCUCCGUCUGCGUGUGCUUGGUGAGACAAGUAGCAGCCAGAAAGAAAUUACUCAUGCAACAGAUAGUAGGCAUGCAUCAGGGAAUAGUUCAGUCAGAGUUAGAGAUGAUGGUCGUGGAAGAUUUCGCCAGCUCUUGGAACCUUGUCAUUUAGAUGAUUCACGGAUGGUUGAUGAUAGAUCUUUAGAUGAUGUAUCUCUUGAAAGGGGCCUUGAUAAAAGCAUUAGUGGACAAGAAGAUUCCUGGGUUGAUGGCGAGCCCCCUGACUUGCUUGGCAAAAAUGCUGAUAUCCGUGAGGCAGAUGCUGAUGAUGAGGAUAGAUGGCACUGUACAGAUAUAAGUGAUGGAAGGAUGAAAUAUGGCGAGCAUGAUGACAAUUUGAGAGAUGAUUCUUCGAGAAGGCGCACAAAUCGUGGAUGGGGAAGAUCCAAAGGAAAAGGAAGGGUCAACGAAGGGACUGUAGAAAGUGAAGCCAUUGUUUCAUCACCUGGUUCUGGUAGUCGACUAGGGCAGGGACGUAGUGUCAGAGAUAGGACCAUGCAGAGGAAUGUUGAUGUUAGAAGGGUGCCUGAUUCUAAAAAGAAUGCUAGGACAACUUCAGAUGCUUCUGUUUUGGAAAGAGGGGAUAAUGAUGAUUGCUUCAGAGACUGCCGUAUUGGAAGUAGAGAUAUUUCUGAUAUUGUUCGGAAAGCAAUCUGUGCUGCUGAAGCUGAAGCCAGAUCUGCCAAUGCACCUGAUGAAGCUGUUAAAGCAGCUGGUGAUGCGGCUGCUGACCUUGUUAAAACCACAGCUUCAGAGGAGUUUAAAUCCACUAAUGAUGAAGAUGCUGCUGUUUUGGCUGCUUCAAGGGCUGCAUCCACUGUUGUUGAUGCUGCAUCUGCAGUUGAGGUUUCAAGGAGCUCCAUUAGUAUCAAUACUGAAACAGAGAAUGUGAGUGGUGCAGAACCGGAAAUUGUUGAGGAUGUUGAAGAGUACUUCAUCCCAGAUAUCCAAUCCCUUGCACAAUUAAGGGAAAAGUAUUGCAUUCAGUGCCUUGAGUUACUUGGAGAAUAUGUAGAAGUUCUUGGCCCCGUGUUACAUGAAAAGGGAGUAGAUGUAUGUCUUGCUCUUCUGCAGCAAAAUUCCAAACAUCGGGAGGCAUCCAAGGUUGCUUUACUGUUGCCUGAUGUCAUGAAGCUGAUAUGUGCUUUAGCUGCUCAUAGGAAAUUUGCUGCACUAUUUGUGGACCGUGGGGGAAUGCAAAAGCUGCUAGCUGUCCCUAGAAUGGCUCAAACUUACUUUGGCCUAUCGUCUUGUCUAUUUACCAUUGGUUCCCUUCAGGGAAUAAUGGAAAGGGUUUGUGCUCUUCCGUCAGACGUUGUUUUUCAUGUUGUUGAGUUGGCUCUCCAACUCCUGGAGUGCAACCAAGAUCAAGCGCGCAAAAAUGCAGCAUUGUUUUUUGCCGCUGCAUUUGUCUUCAGAGCAGUUCUUGAUGCUUUUGAUUCUCAAGAUGGACUACAGAAAUUACUGGGUCUUCUAAAUGAUGCUGCGUCGGUAAGGUCUGGAGUAAAUUCUGGAGCCUUGGGCUUAUCAAGUGCAGGAUCUCUUCGGAAUGAUCGAUCAUCUGCAGAAGUGCUGACAUCAUCUGAGAAGCAGAUUGCCUACCACACUUGUGUUGCUUUGCGACAAUAUUUCAGGGCACAUCUCCUUUUAUUAGUUGAUUCAAUUCGCCCAAACAAAAGUAACCGUAGUGCUGCUAGGAACAUCCCAAGUGUAAGGGCCGCGUACAAGCCACUUGAUAUCAGUAAUGAGGCCAUAGAUGCAGUAUUCCUACAAUUGCAAAAAGAUCGGAAGCUUGGUCCUGCAUUUGUAAGAACUCGCUGGCCAGCUGUGGAGAAAUUCUUGGCUUAUAGUGGCCAUAUUACUAUGUUGGAAUUGUGUCAGGCCCCACCUGUGGAACGAUAUUUGCAUGAUUUGCUCCAGUAUGCAUUGGGUGUUCUGCAUAUUGUGACUUUGGUACCUAGCAGUCGUAAGAUGAUUGUAAAUGCAACACUAAGCAAUAAUCGUGUUGGUAUAGCAGUGAUUUUGGAUGCUGCAAAUAUUGUUAGUAGUCAUGUGGAUCCGGAGAUCAUCCAGCCAGCAUUAAAUGUUUUGGUCAACCUUGUUUGCCCCCCACCUUCAAUCAGCAAUAAACCUGCUUUGGCUUCACAAAGUCAACAGUCUGCUUCUGCCCAGACCUCAAAUGCUCCACCCUUGGAGAGUAGAGACAGGACUGCUGAACGUAAUAACCCGGAUCGAGUGGCUGCUGUUACCAGUCAGAUUGAUCCUAGAGAAAGGAAUGGGGAAUCCGGUGCUGUAGAUCGAACGACAACAAUAUCUAGUUCACAAACACUGAAUAACACUCCACAAACUCCUGGUUCUGCAACAACCUCAGGAUUAGUUGGCGACCGGAGAAUCACUCUGGGUGCUGGAGCAGGUUGUGCUGGCCUAGCUGCACAACUAGAACAAGGAUAUCGUCAAGCAAGAGAAGCUGUUCGUUCUAAUAAUGGUAUAAAGGUUCUUUUGCAUCUCCUCCAACCUCGCAUAUAUUCACCUCCUGCUGCUCUAGAUUGCCUUCGUGCUCUAGCAUGUCGAGUCCUACUUGGAUUAGCUAGAGAUGAUACAAUUGCACACAUAUUGACGAAGCUUCAGGUUGGGAAAAAGCUUUCAGAGCUAAUUCGCGAUUCAGGCAGCCAGACAACUGGAACAGAGCAGGGCAGGUGGCAAGCUGAACUUUCCCAGGCUGCAAUUGAGUUGAUCGGGAUUGUGACUAAUUCAGGGCGUGCAAGUACAUUAGCUGCUACUGAUGCAGCUACUCCUACCUUGAGGCGCAUAGAAAGAGCAGCUAUAGCUGCUGCUACUCCUAUUACAUACCAUUCAAGGGAACUUUUGCUCCUAAUUCAUGAACACCUGCAGGCAUCUGGAUUGUCACAAGCUGCUUCUACGUUGCUUAAAGAGGCUCAAUUGACUCCCUUACCAUCAUUGGCUGCUCCAUCUUCUCUUGCACAACAGCCAACCACACCAGAAGUUUCCUCAACAUCAAUUCAGUGGCCAUCUGGUCGGGCCCCUUCUGGAUUUCUCAGUAAUAAAUUAAAAGCUAAUGGAAGGGAUGAGGAUGUCAGCUUGAAAAUUGAUUCUUUCUCUGCAAAGAAAAAAUCAUUGACCUUUUCAUCAUCUUUUGGUUCACAUUCAAAACGUCACCUUGCUGAUUCACAGCAGCCCCCAUCCAGAAAAUGGUUAAGUGCUGGGAAGGAAUCUUCAGAUACUAGUAUUCUAGAGAUGGCAUCUGAAUCCUCAGGGAAACAUAACAUUGAUACUGGAUCUCACUGUAAGACUCCAAUGAACAUGCCAACAAAGCGCAAGCUUUCUGAUUUAAAGGAUAUAGGAAUGUUCUCAUCAUCUGCCAAGCGGUUAAAUGUUGGGGACCAAGGACUUCGCUCUCCUAUUUUUUCAAGUUCAAUACGGAAAACUACUCAGCAUGCUGAUUUUGCCGGGCUUUCUACACCAAUUUCUAACCUAAGAAGUACAGCUGACAAUGGGGAUGAGAACCAAUACAGUAUUUCAAAUCCAAGUCAGAUGACGCCAUCCUCCCAAGUGUUAAAUGAUCUUCAGCCCAACAACCCAGAACGAGUUACCCUUGAUUCUCUAGUGGUUCAAUAUUUAAAGCAUCAGCAUCGCCAAUGCCCAGCUCCUAUUACCACUCUUCCUCCACUCUCUCUUCUUCAUCCUCAUGUUUGUCCUGAGCCAAAGCGAAGCUUAGACGCGCCUUCUAAUGUGACUGCUCGGCUUGGUACACGUGAAUUUAAACUUGCAUAUGGAGGAGUGCAUGGGAAUCGCAAGGAUAGGCAAUUUGUUUACAGCAGGUUUAGGCCAUGGCGCACUUGUAGGGAUGAUGCUGGUGCCUUGUUAACAUGCAUUACCUUCCUUGAGGACUCUUCUCAUAUUGCUGUUGGGAGCCACAAUGGGGAGCUAAAAUUGUUCGACUCUAACAACAACAAUGUGGUGGAGAGCUACACCGGUCACCAGUCUCCUUUGACGCUUGUUCAGUCUUUUGUUUCUGGUGAGACCCAGCUGUUGCUUUCAUCAAGCUCCCAAGAUGUUAGGCUGUGGGAUGCAGCAUCAAUUUUGACUGGUCCUACCCAUUCAUUUGAUGGGUGCAAGGCUGCCAGGUUUAGCAAUUCUGGGAAUGUCUUUGCAGCCUUGUCAACUGAAUCUACGCGGCGGGAAAUCCUCCUGUAUGAUAUCCAAACUUGUCAGCUAGAAUCGAAGUUGACAGAUACAUUUGCAACUUCUACUGGGCGUGGUCAUGUGUAUUCUUUAAUUCACUUUAGCCCCUCUGACUCAAUGCUGCUUUGGAAUGGUGUCUUGUGGGACCGGCGGGUUUCUGGGCCUGUUCAUCGUUUUGAUCAGUUCACAGACUAUGGAGGUGGAGGCUUUCAUCCUGCUGGUAAUGAGGUAAUUAUAAACUCAGAAGUCUGGGAUCUGCGCAAGUUCAGGCUACUACGUAGUGUUCCUUCAUUAGAUCAAACAUCAAUAACAUUCAAUGCACGUGGUGAUGUAAUGUAUGCAAUCUUGAGGAGAAAUCUUGAAGAUGUGAUGUCAGCAGUCCACACACGUCGUGUCAAGCAUCCUCUUUUUGCUGCAUUCCGAACAGUUGAUGCAAUUAAUUAUUCUGACAUAGCUACUAUACCUGUGGAUCGCUGUGUCCUUGAUUUUGCAACUGAGUCAACAGAUUCAUUUGUUGGGUUGAUUACUAUGGAUGAUCAAGAUGAGAUGUAUGCAUCGGCUAGAGUCUAUGAAAUUGGUCGCCGGAGACCAACUGAUGAUGAUUCUGAUCCUGAUGAUGCAGAAAGUGAGGAGGAAGAUGAGGAUGACGACGAUGAUGAUGGUGAUGUAGAUCCACUGUUAGGCCCUGGUUUCCGUGGUGAGAGCGAUAGUGAUCCUGAUGACAUGAGCAAUGAUGAAGAUGAUGAUAGUAUAAGUGAACUUGAUGAUGAUGAAGAUGGUGACUUUAUGUUGGAUGACGUCGAGUUCGACGGAGGACCAGGGAUAUUGGAGAUUUUGACGGAGGGGGAAGAGGAGGAUGAUGAAGAUAGUGAAGUACUCGAAUCCUUAAGUAGCGAUGAAGAGGAUUAUGUGGGUAAUGGCUUUGGUUAUUAACUGUUAAUCAAAGAGGCUGUAAUUAUUAUUUCUUUCUUUUCAUUAUAUUCAUUUUUGGCCGAAAGGUUUUUCUUUUUAUAA